AUGCCUACACUCGAAUUCACUGUUUACAAGGGCUCAGAGGGCGGCAAGAUCAUCGAAGGAACGUCUGUCGCCAACGCCCUUGCUCCCAACGAGGUCCUUAUCAAAAUCACCCACGCCGGCCUGUGCGGCACCGAUCUGCACUACAGGGGUCAGGACAUGGUCCUUGGCCACGAAGGCGUCGGUGUCGUGCAGCAGAUUGGAACACAAGUGACACACUUCAAAGUCGGCGAUCGCGCGGGUUGGGGCUACCUCCACGAGUCCUGCAUGAACUGCGAGAACUGUCUGACCGGCGAUGAGAUUCUCUGCCCCGAGCGACAUAUGUACGGCACGCACGAGCACGACCGUGGCGCGUUCGCGUCGCACGCCGUGUGGAAUGAGAGUUAUCUAUUCCACAUCCCCGACGAAAUCUCCUCGUCCGACGCGGCGCCCAUGAUGUGCGGCGGCGCAACCGUUUUCAACGCUUUGGAGAAAUACGGUGUGCGCGAUACCGACCGGGUCGGCGUCGUUGGCGUCGGCGGGCUCGGGCACUUCGCGAUCCAGAUCGCGGCGAAGAUGGGCUGUGAGGUCGUUGUGUUCUCCAGCAUGGAGAGCAAGAAGGAGGAGGCGAUACGACUGGGCGCGACCGAGUUCUACCCGAUCAAGGGUGCGAAGGAGCUCAAGAUCGGGAAGCUGCUGAACCAGCUCCUUGUCACGACGAGCCAGCAGCCGGACUGGGACAUGUACCUGUCGAUUAUGGCUCCCGGUAGCACCAUCUUCCCCUUGACCGUAUCAGAGGGAGAGCUCAAGCUGCCAUACGAGCCGAUAUUGGUCAACGCCAUUCGCGUACAGGGAUGUAUCUGCCCGUCGCGCGCUAUCCACAUGAAGUUCUUGCGCUUCGCUGCGUUUCACAAGAUCAAGCCCGUCACCCAGGAGUUCCCACUCACAAAGAAGGGUAUCGAGGAGGCGAUGGAUAGGUUAGACAAGGGCGACAUCAAGUACAGAGCCGUCCUCGUGGCCGAUAAAGCGUGA
Messenger RNA from Coniophora puteana RWD-64-598 SS2, 1008 nucleotides. RefSeq names its product GroES-like protein. The record is from RefSeq and is a predicted model, not a curated record. Gene Ontology annotation, molecular function: alcohol dehydrogenase (NADP+) activity; zinc ion binding. The coding region runs from base 1 to 1008 and encodes 335 amino acids. The transcript is spliced from 3 exons. Gene Ontology annotation, biological process: alcohol metabolic process. NCBI's taxonomy places the organism in Eukaryota, Fungi, Basidiomycota, Agaricomycetes, Boletales, Coniophoraceae.